AUGGAACCCGAACAGACUAUUGACGAGGGACUUUAUUCUCGACAACUCUAUGUUCUUGGUCAUGACGCUAUGAAGAAAAUGGGCAGUUCCAAUGUCCUUAUUGUUGGACUAAAGGGUCUUGGUGUCGAAAUUGCGAAAAACGUUGUUCUUGCCGGUGUAAAGAGUGUAACUCUUCACGAUCCUGAGCCAGUAAGGAUUUCCGACUUAUCUACGCAGUUUUUCCUCAGAGAAGAUGAUGUCGGAAAACCAAGAGCCUCAAUAACUGCGCCGCGAUUGUCCGAACUUAAUCAAUAUGUACCGAUUUCCAUACUGGAAGGUGAAUUAACCAGUGAUAAAAUAAGAAAUUUUCAGGUUGUCGUAUUAACAGAGACACCUCUAAAAAAACAAUUGGAGAUUAAUGAUUUUACCCAUGCUAAUGGAAUACACUUCAUAUCAACUGACGUGCGCGGCCUUUUUGGCAUUGCCUUUAAUGAUUUUGGUAAUGAGUUUCAAGUUAUUGAUACCACUGGAGAGAAUCCGGUAUCAGGAAUGGUAGCUGCAGUUACUAAAGAAGAGGAUGGUGUUGUUACAUGCCUGGAUGAAUCAAGGCAUGGAUUGGAAGAUGGAGAAUACGUGACUUUUACUGAAAUAAAGGGUAUGGAAGAACUAAAUAAUUGCGAACCUAAGAAAAUAAAAGUGCUUGGUCCAUAUACUUUUAGCAUCGGUGAUACAUCAAGCUAUGGAGAUUAUACUAGUGGUGGUAUAUUCACUCAAGUCAAGCAACCGAAAAUAAUUCAAUUUAAAUCUCUUCGAGAAUCUUUGAGGAAACCAGAAUUUGUCAUUUCUGAUUAUGCUAAAUGGGAUAGACCCAGUCAAUUACAUAUUGGUUUCCAAGCUCUUCAUGAGUUUCUUGAAACCCGUGGCUCACUACCUCGUCCACAUAAUGAAGCCGAUGCCGAAGAAAUAGUUCGACUUGCUAAAAGUAUUAAUGAUCAAUGCGAGGAUAAGAUUGAACUUGAUGAUAAGCUACUCAAACAACUUUCAUACGGCGCGGCUGGAAGUUUAUCUCCAAUGGUUGCUGUACUUGGUGGAUUAGUUGCUCAAGAAGUUUUAAAAGCCUGCAGUGGAAAGUUUAAUCCAAUACAACAAUACUUUUAUUUCGAUUCUUUGGAAUCUUUACCAGAUGAUGACUUAAAUGAGGAAAAUUGUGCUCCAUGUAAUUCUCGUUAUGAUGGUCAGAUAGCAGUAUUUGGUAGAGAUUUCCAACAUAAGAUUGCAAACUUUAGAGAAUUUUUGGUUGGUGCUGGCGCUAUCGGAUGCGAAAUGUUAAAGAAUUGGGCUAUGAUGGGAUUGGGUACUGGUCAAGGUGCCAUACAUGUUACUGAUAUGGACACAAUUGAGAAAAGCAACUUAAAUCGACAAUUCUUGUUCCGUCCUGGCGAUGUUAGCAAAUUAAAAUCAGAAACUGCAGUUGUUGCCAUAGGUAAAAUGAAUCCUGACACCAUAGGAAAAGUCAUUGCUCAUCAAGAUCGUGUUGGUGUUGAAACCGAAAAUGUUUACAAUGAUAAUUUCUUUGAAAAUUUGGAUGGAGUGACUAACGCAUUGGACAAUGUUGAUGCUCGUAAGUAUAUGGAUAGACGAUGCGUGUACUUUAGAAAACCUUUAUUAGAGUCCGGAACAUUAGGUACAAAGGGUAACACGCAAGUUGUUAUUCCGUACCUCACUGAAUCCUAUUCGUCAUCUCAAGACCCACCUGAGAAAUCUAUUCCAAUUUGUACAUUAAAAAACUUUCCUAAUGCCAUUGAGCAUACAAUUCAGUGGGCACGUGACUUGUUUGAAGGGUUAUUUAAGGUUCCUGCAGAAAAUGUAAAUAUGUAUUUAAGCCAGCCUGGGUUUGUUGAAGGAACAUUAAAGCAAGGUGGUAGCGCUAAGGAAAUCUUGGAAGGAAUUCAAAAUUUCUUAGUUACCGCACGUCCAUUAACAUUCGAAGCGUGCGUUGCUUGGGCUCGUUUGAAGUUUGAAGAAUAUUUCAACAAUAAUAUCCAACAGUUGCUUUUUAAUUUCCCAAAAGAUUCCGUUACAUCUACUGGUGCAAAGUUUUGGUCUGGUCCAAAAAGAGCACCCGAACCCAUCAUAUUUGACGCUAAUAUUGACGCACAUAUGGAGUUUAUCGCAACAGCUGCAAAUUUACAUGCAUUCAAUUAUGGCCUCAAAGGUAGCAUAUCUGUAAAAGUAAAUGUAUUAAAUACAGUUUUUGUACCCGAAUUUCAUCCAAGAUCUGGUGUAAAGAUUCAGGUACAAGAAAAUGAAAACAUUCAGCAAACAACUGAUGAAACUGAGUUACAAGAAAUUGUUAGUAGUUUACCCGAUCCAACAUCAAUUCCAGGAUUUAGAUUGAAUCCUGUAGAAUUCGAAAAAGAUGAUGAUACAAAUUUCCAUAUUGAUUUCAUCACCGCAACUUCUAAUCUACGGGCCAUUAAUUACGGUAUUCAGCCAGCAGAUCGUCACAAGACUAAAUUUAUUGCUGGCAAAAUUAUACCAGCUAUUGCUACGACGACAUCUUUGGUAACAGGAUUAGUAUGCCUAGAAUUAUACAAAAUUAUUGCUGGCAAGAAUAAGUUGGAGGAGUAUAAGAAUGGUUUUGUAAAUUUAGCGUUACCAUUUUUUGGAUUUUCAGAGCCAAUUGCGAUGCCGAAAUUCCAGUAUCACGAAACAGAAUGGAGCUUAUGGGAUAGGUUUGACAUUGAGGGUGAUCUUACACUUCAAGAAUUCUUGGAUUACUUUGCAAAAAAUCACGAAUUAGAAGUGACAAUGUUGUCAUGUGGUGCUAGUAUGUUAUAUGCGUUCUUUUUGCAAGGAAAGAAAAGGGAAGAGCGGAAAAAUAUGAGGUUAUCGGAAUUAGUGGAAUCAAUUUCAAAGAAACCAGUUCCACCACACGUUAAAGCAUUAACUCUAGAAAUGGUUGUAAAUGAUCGUGAUGGUGAAGAUGUAGAGGUUCCGUAUGUUAGACUAGUUAUUAGGGCAUAG
This is a messenger RNA of Funneliformis mosseae, 3006 nucleotides long. The record is from the annotation of a GenBank genome assembly. Lineage: Eukaryota; Fungi; Glomeromycota; Glomeromycetes; Glomerales; Glomeraceae.